AUGCGGCAGAACAGUCGAGAAGACACUGCUGCAAUGUCUGGCCCCCAGCAGCAGCAGCAGAAGCAACAACAGCAGGAACUAGGGGGGGUUGAGGGAUACAGUAGCUCCGUUGCAAAGCAAACGGCCUCAUCAACAACACCAGGGGAAGCAUCACGUGCAGCAGCAGGAUCAGGAGGAGCAACACCCGCAGCAGCAGGAGCAGAAACAAUUGCAGCAAAUGAAGCAGGUGCAGCAGGAGUGGCAGCAGAAGCAACAGGCUUUCGUCUGCUGCCACUACAGCAUCACUCCUCAUCGUUUGUGAGUGAUUCCGACUCUGACACAUCCCCAAUGUCAUCAUCAGCAGCAGCUGCAGCAGCAGCAGCAGCAGCAGCAAAAGAAGAUGCAGCAAAAUCCUUUGUUCUGCAGCUACAGCAAAAGCAUGCAAAAGCUUUAGCUGUGUCGCCUCCUGGGGGCCCCCUACCCCCCCUAAGAAGGCCUCCCUUAGCAGUCCUCUUACGGUGUCUUGCUAUAAUAUGGAGCAAAGAAGAUCGCUAA
Messenger RNA from Eimeria maxima, 534 nucleotides. RefSeq lists its product as hypothetical. Bases 1 to 534 code for a protein of 177 amino acids. The record is from RefSeq and is a predicted model, not a curated record. Lineage: Eukaryota; Apicomplexa; Conoidasida; Eucoccidiorida; Eimeriidae. The transcript has a single exon.